Messenger RNA from Darwinula stevensoni, 3954 nucleotides. Lineage: Eukaryota; Metazoa; Arthropoda; Ostracoda; Podocopida; Darwinulidae. The record is from the annotation of a GenBank genome assembly.
AUGGCCAGUAUACUUAACGAGCUUUUCGCUUCCGUUUUCUCUGUGGAAUCUGACUCGGCACCGACUUUGGAGGAGGUGAUCUCGGCGCGCAUCGAGGUUAUUUCCAUCACCGAGGAGACGAUCGUGAGUAUGAUAGGGAAGUUGGCGGUGGGCAAGGCGACCGGCCCCGAUGGGAUUCUUGGGAUGGAGGGGAAACCGGCAAAAGGACAAGAGGAACCAGUCCAGGAUGCAAAACGUCAAAAGCCGCGGUCUCAGCACAAUUGUGGAGAUAUGAAGAAGCUGGUCUGUCUGAGACAGCUGGAAAAGUUUAAGAAAGAUCCCCGAAAGGAAAAAUGGAUGAGGGUUCGCCUUACUGGAUGCGAGGACCUCCCUUUCCCUAAGGGUGCUGAGAAGUAUCAAAAAGAAUACUAUCCAGAGGCAGAGAAACGGGUUUAUUCGUUUCCUGCUGGGUACGUCCUGAAUGACAACAAACAAGAGGAAUUAUUCCAUAUUUUGGAGAAAUCAAAGCCAGGCACGAAAGAUGUGAAUAUUCCCCAAGCUUACACGGCAGUAGCGAAGGUUUUCAACUGCCUUAAAGAGGAAUUAGAAGAAAAAGAAAUACCUAGUUUCGUUUCAUACGAUUAUGACUUCGUCAAAACGUUCCACGCAGCAAUGGGACUAUCGCAAACAAGGGUAGGAGGAGAGAUAGGAGUAGAUGAGUCCAAAAAGCGAAAGAAAAAGCCAUCAAUUUUAAUGAAAAAGUGGGAGCGUAUUGGCUUUCGGAUAUUGGAUGGUGACCAUGAUGUAUGCGGAAUCGUCUUCGAUGGCGAACGAGUCGUUGUCCUCUUCUUUGAGGUGAAAAGUAUCGAACGAACAGAUGACCAGGACGCCCUGAAUGCUAAGGUGGGGAAAGCCGAAGAACAGCUUAAGAAGAGCGAAGAGGUUUUUCAACAGAUCGUUGGAGCAACGGUAUUUACGCAUACUUUUCUCUGCUGCUUUCUGGCCGUCCCAUCCAUGUCGAAGGACUACGUCCGUAAAACCUUGAAAUGCAAACCCGAUUCUCUUUGCCAUGAAAAAAUUCUCACAGAGAACGAUCUGGAAUCGCGAGACGCCUUCAGGGGAUUCCUUGAGAAACAUGGGAUCAAUCUCACGAAGCGAAUGAAAACAGUUCCAGCAGCCAUGGAAUGCUAUUUGGAUGUGAUGAGUACGUACGUGGCGGCCUCGGCAUCGGUGGAGUGCAUGCCGAGAACAGUGGAAGAGCUCCGCAAUAACAUUCACGAGAGAAUGCAAAAAGCCUUGGUUCUUCUCACACCUCAUCAAAGGCAGAUUUUGGAUGACGACCGAUCUGUUCUUUUCUUGACUGGGGGGCAAGGUACGGGAAAGACCCAUCUGCUCCUCCAUAGAGCUCAAAAAUUUGCAGAAAUGGGGGAAACGGUCGUCAUCGUAAACAUGUCAGAGGGAGAGCUGACUCAGGUUAUGAGAAAAUGGCGUGAGUCUUGUAAGUUCGAGGCAAAUAUAACAAUCAUGGAUUCUUGCGAGUUUCUAGGCGUCGAUCGGCGAGGAAUGUACCUUCUUCCUGAGGUAAUCAAUGAUAAAGAUAAAAGCUUCAUUGCCGAAAUGUUGGUGGAAUAUCUAGACGGUGAUCGACGAAAAAUCGACUCUCUUCUUGCGAAAAUCAGUGAUAAAAAAGACAGCGUCAUUGAAGAAAUGCUGUUCGAGUAUCUGGGCGGAGAUCGACGAGGAAUCGACCUUCUUCUUGAGAAAGUCAAUGAAAAAAAAGACAGUCAUGUGCUCAUUGACGAAAUGCUGGUCAAUUUCGGCAUGUACGGAAGGGAUCCGGUGGAGAUUGGACAAAAAUGGAAAGCCCUUGUUGACAAAAAAAAAAGCAAAAGCCUUUGGAUCACUUGGCGUCCCAGUAGUGUCACUUACCCCAAGUCUCUCGAUUUACAGAGUGUUGUGGAUUCCUUGGGGCGAGAAAAAGUGGAACUGCUCAAUGAAAUAAAAAGAAGCACGAAGGAACUCGGGGAAUUCGUGAUAGAAGUGACCCGAUUCAUCCAGAAGAGGUUUUCGUGCUACGAUUUCCUUCCGAUGCAAGGCCUGGAAUAUGGACAGCAUCGCAGUGAUGAUCCGGGUGAAGAAAAAGAAAUUCCCCGAGUUGUUUUCGUCCGAGCUCCUCCGGUUGACAAUAGCCUUUGUCGAUGGGCAUCAGAGGCUAUCAUGGCCAUUCAAUCCUGGAUCCCGGAUUCCCGAACCCUCACUAUCAUCACCAGAACAGAUGAGGAAAGGAAUGUGUUGGUACGUGAACUCGGCAGUCAACUGGGACGAGGACGAGGACGAGCCUUCCUCGACUCGAGCGGGAUACUCCGAGGGCGCCCCAAUCCGGGAUUAUUCGUCUUCUAUCAAGAUCAGGUGACUGGGAUGUCGUUCCAGAAUCUCAUUCUCUUAGAUGAUGAAAAAUUCUUCUAUCGAUCUUGGUCUCGUAUGGUGGGGAUGGCCCGAGAAACCCUCCACGUGAUCACGACAGACCCACUCCCCUCCCGUCACUGGGAAGAACCUGCAGAAAUGGGAUUCGUCUCCUGCUGCUCUCUCAGAAGACCCAGGAAGUCAUCUUCCAGUUUUUCUUCUGAUCCACUCGAAGAGAGUUCUUAUGCGGAGAUUUCGUGGAUCUCUUUCCUGGAAGGAAAGACUUCCUGUUUGCCAGAUGCCGAGUGCAAGUUCGAGCUACUCUUCGGACCGGUUCGUUCUGGCAAAACGAAAUUUAUUUUCGACAGGCUCAAGAGGAAAGUGGAAGAGGAAAACGAGGAAAUGCGGAAGUCUGAAGAAACUUCCUCCAGAUGGAAGACGUCGGAAGACCGCAAAGAAUACGAAAAGGGGGAGCGCAAGCAUCGGAUUAUGUUCUUGGACUGCAGCAGAUGGAACAGGACUGAAUAUCCUCUCGGAAUCUCUCUGUUGGAUGUGAAAGAGAAGACGAAGAGAGAAAUGUUGAACAUUGUCGAGGUCUACGACGUCCACGACCUCUUCCAGCAGCACGGGCUGGAUGUUUAUGUGUGUCCAAACCCCCAGAUCGUGAAAGAACUUUUAGUGAAGAUGCUAGAGAAAGGCACGAACGAAGGACUAAGACUCCAUGUAGCCUUCGACGAUGUGCCCGUUGCAAGAAUAGGCUCACCUGGAGACACGAAGAGUUUGAGGGUGGAAUGGGAGGGAAUCAUCUCUUCACUCUCGUCCCAUCCCUCUCUCGCUUCUCUCACCAUUGCCUUCAGUCCCUUUAUCCUAUAUGCCACGACCAAUUUCGACGUGGAAAAGUUCAAGAAAGGCUUCCACAAACAAGGCUCUUCACAAACAAACGUGAGGAUUCUGGAGGGAUGCUGGGAUGUGGGCUUCCCCCGCCUCCUUCGUUACGUCCUCUCACACGAAUCCCCCAAGGAGCUGAAGGUGAAACCGGGAACCCUGAACACUCGGCCGCAGCCUACUUCCCUCGUUUUCGGUGUUCGACCCACCCUCGUCACCCCUCCUGUUGGGUUGCACUACCACGGGAAAUAUAAGUGCAUCGGUGGCCGGGGAAGAGGAUGCAUCGCAAUCACCGCUGCUGCCGCAUUUCACUCCCUACACAGCAAAGCAGAAGAAACGUACAGUCAGAUACGCAGCACGAACCACUGCGAAGAUGCGACAGGAAUUGACCCGUCCGAUUCCGUUGCGAAGCGCACUGCGACCGUCUGCGAAGGUCCCACGCAUCUCCAAUGCGACCGAUUGCAACGGACUGCGACGGUCGUAGUGGUCGAAACGCAGCUCUUUGCAGAGAAGGUUCCUGCCACGGACCUCGGGGCCGGAAGUUCCUGGUUUAUUCCAGAGCUAGGUUACAUCUUCAGAGAAAUGUUGAAAGGAAUUCGAUUGUCUUCCUCUGAGAUCUAUGUGGGAAAGCAUAGGGAACCGUGUCAAAGGGACAGGGGACUCAUCUCAGUAGUAUCCAGGAAGUGA